This is a messenger RNA of Fonsecaea pedrosoi CBS 271.37, 2322 nucleotides long. RefSeq lists its product as uncharacterized. Gene Ontology annotation, biological process: regulation of transcription by RNA polymerase II; DNA-templated transcription. NCBI's taxonomy places the organism in Eukaryota, Fungi, Ascomycota, Eurotiomycetes, Chaetothyriales, Herpotrichiellaceae. The transcript is spliced from 3 exons. Gene Ontology annotation, cellular component: nucleus. The record is from RefSeq and is a predicted model, not a curated record. The coding region runs from base 1 to 2322 and encodes 773 amino acids. Gene Ontology annotation, molecular function: RNA polymerase II cis-regulatory region sequence-specific DNA binding; zinc ion binding; DNA-binding transcription activator activity, RNA polymerase II-specific.
AUGGCCAUUACCACGCUUGGUCAGCAAAUGUCUGAGCCCGAACGUCGCCGAAGAAGAAGACCAGCAGUCUCAUGCACAGUCUGCAGGAAACGCAAAAUCCGAUGCAACCGAGAACAUCCAUGCAACAAUUGCACCCGUUCGAGAGAUGCCGUCUGCAUUUACGAAGAUUUCCCUCCUCUGAGACAGCGUCCCAAUACUGAGGAACCCGCCGCCUCUGAUGGACAAACAUCUCCGGGAUCCACGGGGAAAACCUCAAGCAUAAUAAGCAGCGCCGCCACAGCUCCACAUGAAACAGGGACUCCAUCGUCGACAAACAUCCCCAUCGAUACUUUGAUGAUAGAAGGUCCUCCUAUGACCUCAGACCGGAGCCAGGACAUUUCGUCUGCUCCGUUGACCCUAGAACUGCCUGACCCUGCACAAUGCAGACAGGACUUUUUCGGCGAACCUCGAAUGUUCGGACGCACAGUAUUCCACAAGUCACGCCAAUUCGGCCAGAGUCACUGGAUGAAUGGUGUUUCCAUGUUUGGAGGCAUUCUCCAUCUCAUCGAGUCCCGCAUGCGCAAAGAACCCACCGUGAUUCCAGCCGGUAUGCGACGGUGUAAGGCGUUGGCGAAAGUGAUCAAAUCGGCACGAAUGCCAGUAUGGCCGACACCGCUUAGUGACGAUCUACUGUCCAGAGACGUUGUCGAACACCUCAUCGACAAUUACCUCCGCACGAUCGAAUCCGUGUAUAGAAUCAUCCACAUCCCCACGUUCAGAAAGCACGUCGAAGCACUCUGGACUCCGCCCCAGGGCGGGCGUCGCGACACCGCCUUCAUGGUUCAAUUGAAGUUGAUCCUCGCCAUUGGCGCCACGUACGACGAGACCUUUGGUCUUCGCACGUCCGCCAUGCGAUGGGUCUACGAGGCCCAGACGUGGCUGAACACACCGAACUCCAAAAUCAGGCUGAACGUGCAGUCUUUGCAAAUCAACGUGUUGCUGAUCGUGGCACGAGAGCUCGUCGACGUCUGCGGAGACUUGACGUGGAUCUCUGCGGGUGAGCUGUACAGACGAGCCAUCUACAUGGGCUUGAAUCGCGACCACCCUAGCCCGGUCGGGUCGACGGUGUUCGCUACAGAGAUGCGCCGACGGUUAUGGAACACGGUCCUUGAGAUCUGUCUGCAAGCAAGCAUGGCCUCUGGUGGUCCUGUGCUCGUGUCCACGGACGACUUCGACACAAAGCCACCGAGUAAUCUCGACGAUGUCCAGUUGGAGGAGAAAUCCCCCGCGGUAAAACCCGAGAACGUGUAUACCCAAGUGUCGACGGCGAUUGCUCUUCGGAAAUCGUUGGCGGUGCGUCUGGCCGUCGUGAAGUUCUUGAAUGAUCUCAGAGUCAACGGACGAUAUGAGCACGUGCUCCAACUUGACGGGGAGAUGAGAACGGCAUACAAGACACUGACUCGAACGUUGCAAAACAUGUUGUCGUCGUCGUCGUCAGAUGGAUCCGGGCGGCCAGGACCCAACACCUUUGAACUCAUGACCACAGACCUCAUGAUGAACCGGUACCUAUUGACCGUCCACAUUCCGUUUUUCGAACAAUCCAUGCACGAAGCCACGUACGCAUAUACUCGGAAAGUCGUGCUCGAGUCGUCGUUGAAGGUGUGGUACGUGGCGUACCGAUCGUCUUCUGAGCAAGUGGGUGCAGGUGCAAGUGGCGUCACCGCCAACCUCAACGUCAACACACCCUCACCCGGCCCCGGAUACGGCUUCUACCCAGUCUACCGCAGCGGUCUUUUCCAAGCCUCCUGUCUCGUCGCCGCAGAACUUUGCGCACAACUCGAAGAGCAAGACGGCGUAGGGAUGGGAUUCACACCUCUACGACCCGACCUGUUGCCUGUCGUGCAGGAAGCCAAGACCUGGGGUUACCACGGCAUGCAGAUCGGCGAGACGAACAUCAAGGGAUACGUGUUUUCAUGCCUGAUCGCCGCACAAGUCGACGCGUUGAUGCGUGGGAUGGACAAGGACGACAUUCCGAAGUUUUUGCUGCAGAGUGCAGAAGAGGCCAUGAGGGAGUCUAUUGCCGUAUUGGAGGAGCAGGCUGGUGUCGGCAACAGGAACACGAACACGAACACGAAUGCAAACGGAAACGGGAACGGCGACGGACGUGAUCUGACCUCCUCCCUGGAUGUGUCGACUAUGGGAUUCGAAGCUCUUGACGAGAGUGCAUUCAUGGCUCCAGAUGGAAUGUUUGAUUUUGGAGACACGGGCACCAUGGAAUGGGGGUUCAACAACAAUAAUGUCAAUGAUGACGAUGAGUUCCUUGCCGAUGUUUCUUUUUGGUGA